AUGAAUAACGUGGCAGAUAAAGAUGUGGGCUAUGAUUUCUCGUUUGGGGUAUGGCAAUUCGAAGGAGAGGCAUGUAUCCCAAACGGAAUAAAGACAACAUCAGUGAUGCAAGUAUUUGGUAGUUCUUCUUUCUCCCUUUUACUCUUCUUCUCCAAUGUCAAAAUUUACAUUGAUGGCAUUCAAAGAUAUGAAGAGUCUGAUGAUGAAAAAACCAAUCAUUACUUCAAAUUUAGAGCCUAUAUGGAAUUGGGUGCCUCCCAUUACAUGGAGUCUCAUUAG
Gossypium arboreum is the source of this 279-nucleotide messenger RNA. Its product is annotated as citrate-binding protein-like. The record is from RefSeq and is a predicted model, not a curated record. Bases 1 to 279 code for a protein of 92 amino acids. The transcript has 4 exons. NCBI's taxonomy places the organism in Eukaryota, Viridiplantae, Streptophyta, Magnoliopsida, Malvales, Malvaceae.